Molecule: messenger RNA, 3177 nt
Organism: Rhopilema esculentum
Lineage: Eukaryota; Metazoa; Cnidaria; Scyphozoa; Rhizostomeae; Rhizostomatidae
Product: protein SCAI
Biological process (GO): DNA-templated transcription
Molecular function (GO): transcription corepressor activity
Source: RefSeq, a predicted model, not a curated record
UUUCGCCUGAUAUCUAAUUUGAGAGAGAGUGUAGUGUUCUUUGUUUUUCCUUUGGUAAUUCAUAUGUAAGUUGUCUUAGUUUUUCGUGAUGCUACGGAGUAGUCAUAGUAUUUUGCACCCAGUGGCAUCGUCCUUGUAGUAUCGUUAAGUAUUUUGUAGGUAGUGUAACUAGUAAAUUUUUAUUGUAAAUUUUAAUUGGAAUGUAAAAAAAGGAUAAUUUCGGGACAGAUACCCAUUUUGAAUAGACGGAGCCCAAGGUUUGCGCAAAAACAUCACGAAAUGGGUCAUUGAUAAAGGAUAGAGACAGUUCUGGUACACUUGCGAUGUAUAUUGCAUUAGCCAUAGGAAUUUAAAAAGAAAAUUAAGAAAUAUUUCAUACUCUAUGAUUGUGUGUGUGUGAUGACUGUGUGUUUAAUAUAGUAUUUUGUUACGUUUUUCUGCUUUUAUCAUCAUGGUGAUCAUUGACUUAGCAUAGAAAACUUCAGGUUUCUUAGAACUUCAUGAAUAAAAAGUCAUUUUUUACGGAAAUCAAAUUAGAUGUGUAACAGUGUCCAACCCACUUUUCCAAAACGUUAUUUUGGAAAAUGUCCGCAGGGUAACUGCGUGCAAUUUUGGACCUCUGCGAAGUACGCUUUGUUAUUAUGCAGUAGAAAGAGCGGGAGUUACAUCAAAAUGGCGAACGAGGGUGGAAAAGAUAGCGUGGCGAUGAAUAAGAAGGAUAAGGAAAUAGUGGAGCAGUUUUGCAUGCUUUUGGCUAAAUCAACAAGCUUAUUUGAAGGACUAAGAGAUCUGCCCCAAUUUUGCCACAGUCACUGGCAGUCUCAUUUUGGAAAAGCAUUUGAUGUAUACACCAAGUUAUGGAAAUUCCAACAAGAACACAGAGCUAUACUGGACCAAAAUUACAAUCUCAAACGAUGGCAGAUUGGUGAAAUUGCAUCAAAGAUUGGACAACUUUACUAUCAUUAUUACCUGAGAACCAGUGAAGCCAACUACCUUUUUGAGGCGUUUCAGUUCUAUUCUGCUAUCAGAACUCGUAAUUAUUUCAAUCAUGGGGGAAAAGAUGAAGAAUCAAGCUUGCUUCCUAAAAAGCUGAGGUAUUAUGCAAGAUUUUUAGUUGUCUGUCUGUUAAUGAAUGAGACCAACCUUAUCAGAGACCUCACCAAGGAACUGAAGCGUCUGGUCAAUGAUUAUACAAACAGUGAGAAUGCUGCUGAUCACAUUGAGUGGCAACUUGUGUUAAAAGAAAUUGUUUCUUUUGUUGAGGCUGAUAAUGUGUUAACAGUGCUGGAAGAAGAUCUGACACCUGUAAGAAUCAAACACCGUGUCGUAUUUGAGAGAAUCCCGGGUACUUUUGCUACAGAGUCACCAGCCAUGAAGCUAAAAGAAGUUAUCAUCGUUGGAAAUUGUGAAAAACAAACCAAAUUCAGUGAACUCACCCUUGACAUGUUUCGAUUUUUGCAAUGCGUCGAAAGAGAGCCUAGCAGUUUGCAAAGCUACUCCAUGAAGGUCUCAAGCAGUGGGCCUGUUUCUGAGCCGGUAGAUGACACAGAUAAAAUAAGGCACAAUCCCCACAAAUAUCUUCUUUACAAACCUUCUUUCGGCCAGCUGAUAACUUUCCUAGGUGCUGCUUUCAAGGAUCUUCCUGGCAACAGCAUCAUGCUGCUUUAUAUUUCUGCUGAUGCUACAUUCGAUGCCAAAAGUGGCCAGGAAGAAGGUUUCUAUGAAACUGGGGGCGUCUGCACCAAGAAAGCAAAGUCCACCCCAACAAAAAGAAGUGGAAGGAUCAAAGAAAGCAAUUGUCUGUACCCUGAAGAUGUGAUGCCGUUUACAAGAAAACCAUUAAUGCUUAUCGUGGACAGUCCAAACAGCAUAGCCUUUAGACAUAUUCCUAAGCUUUUCGGGCAGCCUGUUGUGUGCUUGAUGUCACCUAUAGAAACAACUGAGGCAUUUUCAGAUCAAAAGAACGGUGGGCUGUUCACCCUGUUUCUUCACGACCCCCUUUUGGCGUUCUGCACCAUUUGUAAUGCAAAAAACUUACGUCUGGAAAUCUGGAACAAAUGCCAAAGUUUCUUAGAUAAAAUAUUUUCGGAAAUCCUCGAGAUUCUCUAUUCUCUUUUAAAGGAGAUAGAUUUCGCCUACGAACAGUUUCUUGGUGAUGAAUUUCUUCGUCUCAUUUUACUCAAAUUUAUCUUUUGUUUUCAAUCUCUACGGCUGCACAAAGACUUCAAGGGUGCAUCGUAUUAUCCAUCAGCAUCCCCCUCUAUUUCCAAUGAAGUCCUCAACCAUAAAGGAUUCGCAAGACAUUUGCUUGAACUCGCCUCUCUACUCGAUGCAAGAGAUGCCUUCAAUGAGUUGUCAGAAGUAGUUGCGUUUGAGAUGAUGACUUUGUGAGCAAACAAAAGUUCAUGACGGAACAACUAAAAAUUCAAAGACUACGAACUGAGAUUAUUGUUAGAGAGGGUAGUUUCAGCAUGAAUGGUGCUCAGUGUAAAAACGAAACAGAAGCUGUUGGAAAGCAUGAAACAGGAGAAUUUUUCUUGUAUACACACUUUUAAGGUCAGUUCUAAUUACUGUCAUACUCAAUACCCAGGUUUUGAAUUUUCCUUUUAUAGUUUGUAUAAAUUUUUGUAAAAAUUUGUAAAUUAGAAAAAUGAUUUGUGAAUAUGUUGAGAAGUAAUUUUGCAAAUGUUUGAUUGUUAAUUGUUGCAACAGGGGCGACACCAGAUAGGAGCUAAGGGAAUGUAGCCCUUUCCAUUGAAAGAUGUUGCCCCCUCCCCCUCCUCCUCCCCCUAACCCCCCUCCACCCGUGAAAAAAAGACUCUUAGAGCUGCUGGUACCGCCCCUGUGUCGCAAAAAUGUGUCCAUAGGUUCAUCAGAGUAUAUAUGUUUCCUGAAGAUUUGCAUAAAUCUUGUAAAAAAUGUUUCAAGUAACGAGAAAAAUUGAGUAUUUUGUUGAAAACGAGUUUGUUACUUCUUAUAGCAUUGAUUUCCAAUAUGUCGACAUAGAUUUAUAACCAAAGGAACACGUAUAGAAGAAACUGUCAAAGGGGGAAAUCUUGUCAUCAAGGUGGUUUAACGUCAGUUUUGGCGUGGAAAUUUGUAAAUUCCACCCCUUGUGAUAAUGAUAUUACUGAGAACCGGAUGAGACGUGUUUUCUAGAAUUAGGUGAUAAAUUAC